GGGUGUUGGAGCGGUAGUGGAGGGCUAGGGGUGGGGGGUUUGUGGGGGGCAUUUUUGGGGAUUGGUGGUUAUGUUGGUGAGGGAGAGGUGAGAGGGUUGUAUGCGUGAGGUUUGGAGACGGGAGUUUUGGUGGUGGUGGUUUAUGAGAUUGUUCGUUGUAAAGUGUAAGGUGUGUGUCGAAGCUCUCCGAUUGGUCGCUGGUGCUGGUUUGUUCCUGCAGAUCGAUGACCUCAUAGGGGACGCUGUCGGACAGCUUUACUACAGCCACAGUGAUUACGUGAGUGGCUCAGGUUACGCAUUUAAGUCCGGAGUCCGUAUUACUUAAGUCAAUGAGGCGUCAUUAUGGGGUUUUUAACUGGUGAUCGGGACAGUCGGGUUUUUACGAAGUAGAUCGAGAGGUUCACCAGCCCCAACACAACCCCUAUUUAAAAAUUGCUUUCACAAGCCUUUUGUAAAACCAGC
Messenger RNA from Annulohypoxylon maeteangense, 462 nucleotides. RefSeq lists its product as uncharacterized. Bases 101 to 325 code for a protein of 74 amino acids. The transcript has a single exon. NCBI's taxonomy places the organism in Eukaryota, Fungi, Ascomycota, Sordariomycetes, Xylariales, Hypoxylaceae. The record is from RefSeq and is a predicted model, not a curated record.